AUGAUUGCUGCUCCGAGUCCCCUACGGAAGCGAUACUUUGGAAUACCAAGCUGGUUCUACUCCUACGGAGAGGCGACUGCCCUGGUGGUUGAACUUGCGUUCUAUCCGACGUUUAUCAUAGUUUGGGUGUCGAAGCUGUUUUGCAGCUCCGCCACAGUGGCCAUCGUGCUGAACGGUUUAAGGACGGAACUUCAGAUAUUGGCGCAAUAUUAUGGACACAUCAUGAAGGGUUUGCAGCUUGAAGUUUGUGCGGAUCCGUCCAAGUUUCACCGUCAUUUCCGCAAGUCCUCUCAAACAAGAUCUUGGUUCUGGAGUCAACUGAGACUUCGGACUGGGGUGGGCGUGCAGCAUCACGUUCACAUUUUGGAAUAUCUACAGUUACUUCAACCGGUAUUCGAGAAGAUCUUCUUCCUGAUCUACUACCAGGCCCUGAUCGUAGCCGGAGCUGUGUUCUACGUAACCAUGCGGGACGAGUUCACUGUGUGCAGUGUUGCCGUCCUAAUGUGCAUGUCCAUUUCCGUCCUGGAGUGCUACUGGUGGUGCCAUCUGGUCGAUAGCUUCCAGGACGUGAACAACACCCUUUCGCACCACUUGACGAACCAGUGCUCCCAGCUGCCCCAUUCAGCAGAUCACCACUCGGAGUACGUCCAGAUGCGGACCACCUGCAUGAUCAUCGCGGAGCGGGCCCAUCGCGGGGUUGAGUUCAGCUGCGUCGGAAUGUUCACCAUAUCGACGGCUGCGUUUGCGAAUUUGCUCAACGUUUGCUAUUCGGUGCUGAUGUUCCUGAUAAAUGUGUGCGACAAGGUCGACCCGGUAAAGCAGUUUCAACUGUGGAUGGGGAGUAAAAUUUAGGUGGAUCAUUGUGAUUUACAGUUCAGACUCGAUUAUCCAAAGGCCUCGGCAAAGUUUCACUUCGAAUCACGAAAAAAUAUAGUUUUCUUUGUCUUAUUUUUGAUUGUCGAGCAUAAGUAUGACUCCUAAACUACUCUAAAGUGAUUAAGAAUUUUUAAAUCCAAAAUGGCGGUAAUGAAAUAUUGAAAAAUAACAUUUACAAUAUAAUAGGCAAUCAACUAAUAA
Molecule: messenger RNA, 1077 nt
Organism: Culex pipiens pallens (northern house mosquito)
Lineage: Eukaryota; Metazoa; Arthropoda; Insecta; Diptera; Culicidae
Exons: 3
Coding region: 1-852 (283 amino acids)
Source: RefSeq, a predicted model, not a curated record